AUGGCUUCGACUCCCCGCACCGUCGAAGAGAUCUUCAAGGAUUACACCGCCAGAAGAAUCGCCAUCGUUCGUGCUCUCUCUCAAGAUGUCGAUGAAUUCUACGGACUCUGUGAUCCAGAUAAGGAGAACUUGUGCCUCUAUGGACAUCCGAAUGAGACUUGGGAGGUGACUUUGCCAGCGGAAGAAGUACCGCCUGAGCUUCCAGAGCCUGCGCUUGGAAUCAAUUUUGCUAGGGAUGGCAUGAACCGCAGGGACUGGCUUUCUCUGGUUGCUGUGCACAGUGAUUCGUGGUUGCUUUCUGUGGCUUUUUAUCUUGGAGCUCGUCUUAACCGCAAUGAAAGGAAACGUUUGUUUAGCUUGAUCAAUGAGCUUCCUACUGUUUUUGAAGUUGUGACUGAGAGGAAGCCAGUAAAGGACAAGCCCACUGCAGACAGUGGAAGCAAAUCUAGGGGCAGCACGAAGAGAUCAAGUGAUGGGCAAGUUAAAAGCAACCCGAAGUUCGCAGAUGAAGGUUAUGAAGAGGAGGAUGACGAGCAUAGUGAAACCCUGUGUGGGAGCUGUGGCGGAAAUUACAAUGCAGAUGAGUUUUGGAUUGGCUGUGAUAUAUGUGAGAGAUGGUUCCAUGGUAAAUGUGUGAAGAUUACUCCUGCAAAAGCUGAGAGUAUAAAGCAAUACAAAUGUCCAUCAUGCAGCUUGAGGCGGGGCAGACCCUAA
Molecule: messenger RNA, 714 nt
Organism: Sphenostylis stenocarpa
Lineage: Eukaryota; Viridiplantae; Streptophyta; Magnoliopsida; Fabales; Fabaceae
Source: the annotation of a GenBank genome assembly